Messenger RNA from Scophthalmus maximus (turbot), 2144 nucleotides. It is a transcript of the gene ppp1r27b, whose product is annotated as protein phosphatase 1, regulatory subunit 27b. Gene Ontology annotation, molecular function: phosphatase binding. Lineage: Eukaryota; Metazoa; Chordata; Actinopteri; Pleuronectiformes; Scophthalmidae. Bases 840 to 1349 code for a protein of 169 amino acids. The transcript has 3 exons. The record is from RefSeq and is a predicted model, not a curated record.
UCGACUCCUGCUGCUUGUAUGGUUUUAAAAAAAAAAAAUGCCAUCAAAAUUUCCCAAAAGCCAAUGUGAUGUCUUUAAAUAUCUUUCAUCUUUUUGUCAAACAUUUAAGACCCAAAAGGAUACGCUGAUAUAUAUAUAUACAGUAUAUCUAUUUAAAGUGUUAAGUAUUAUCAUUUCCCGAGCGGUCAUUAAGACAAUGAUGCAAACCAGAGUCAUUUGGAAAUGAUCAUCAUCCUUCCUGUGACCCACAGCAGCAACUAAGAUGGGACAUGAUCGUGUAGACUGCAGCCUCUCUGUUGAUGUCAACAGCCUACACAUGGCACCUCACCCCUCCAUGCCCCUGCAUUUGGCACUGACACACACAGCCAACACCCCUGUUAUCCUGCCUGGUUUUUACUAGAAGCCCACCUCCCCGACCCACACCCAACCCCCUCCGAGCUGGUGGGAUGUCACCACUAUAUUUAAGUGGGCAGCAUCUGUGUACGUGGGGGGGGGCAACAACUGAGGCAGAGGCUAAAAGCUGUCACAUCUUGAGACGUGAGCUGUAUCUGAGGCUUGUGACAGGUUAAGUGGGAGGCCCCCUGACCAGACGGCUACUCAUCUUCCAAAUCUCGUCACUGGAUCUAAGCGUUUUAAAAUAGGCCGGCAGAGGGUAUAAAGAGGUCUGCAGGGAGGCCUGACCCCUCAGAGGAAACGGCUUCGCUGUCAAUACAUAGGAGAAACAGGACACUGAACCGCAGGAGAACUGACUGAAGACUUUUUAAGACUUGAAGGAAGUAAGACUUUUGCCGCAAUUUCCCAGGUUUUCUUCAAGACAAAAGGGGACGUCUGACUCUACUAUGAUGAAGUACUACCAGUGCCCCGUGUCCCAGACCAUUGGGGUCAAGGCCCACGCCAAGGACCGCGGAGUCCCAGUCAGCUGCAAGAGCUCUGCUCCUCUGAAGCCCGUCCGCAGUGUCCACUUCCCCAAUGACAUUGUUUUCCUGGACUGCGUGCGACACGGCGAGCUGGAGAGGAUUGGACUUUUCCUCCGGGCCAGGAGGGUCAACCUGGACACCAUCUACCACUCUGGCAUGGCAGCCGUCCACGAGGCCGUCCUGUCCGGGAACCUGGAGUGUGUAAAGCUGCUGGUCCACUACGGGGCAAAUAUCGUGCAGAAAGAUGAGGAGGGGUGGACCCCACUGCACAUGGCCUGCAGCGACGGUUUCCCACACAUUGCACGCUACCUGCUGUCGCUGGGUGCUGACCCAGAGCUGGAGAACGAGUGCGGGGAGAAGCCGGCUGACCUCAUCGAGCCGGACAACAAGGAGCUGCUGGAGCUCUUCGGCUUGGCCGCCGCCGACGACUGAGCGGCACCCCCCCCGGCCUCUGGAGCCCCACACACACACUCGUCUGACACCCUACACCCAGUCGUCCGACUGCUCUGCAGCCAUGGACGGGAAAGGCCACGUCAGUCCAGCGCCCUGAGCGUCUUCAGCUCAGGAGAUCAAGGACUGUGGAUGGAUGGAGAGCGUACAGAGCUGGCUGGCUGCCUCCUGAGUGGAGUGAACUUUGGCCGGGAGGGGGGGGGGGGUUCCCCCUCUGAUCCCCAGCCGUACAGAUUUACUGUACGUCCUUGCAGGAGCUUCGCGUCCCUUUGUGCUGAAUUUUGAACUGAAUGAAUCGCUUGACGCUGCUGCUGUUGAUUUGGGCACGUCGCUUGAAUUCACGAGGGCUUGUGGACGUCGUGAGCACCUCUCUGACAGCAUGCCCUCCGGCGUUGUAAUGUCUUGGUGACAUUUGUUCACAGUGGAUUAGAAGAUUUUUGUUGUUGUUCUGUUUUGCCUCUUUCAGUUUCAGUUAAAUGACUGUAUUGAUUUUUUUGUUUUUGUUUGUUUCUACGUUACUUUUUAUACUUUACUGCUUUUUUAAAAAAAUAAACUUUAACCUUUUUCCAUUUGAUCGUUUUCCAGCACAGUGUGGGACAAUGAACAUUUGAAUGAGCAUCACUUUCAGCUUCUGGUUGUGUGUCGAGGUGAAAUGCUUUAAAGUGUCCUGGCGCAGCUUCACAACUGAGAAAGGAAGAAGGCAUGGUGUCAGGAACUACUUUACUGUGAAAAGUAUUGACAAAAAGAAAUUCAUUAAAAUGUCCUUGCACACCUGAA